AUGGCGGCUGGCAAUGACAAGUCGGGUAGAGCGGCUCUACUUCCCUCGAUUGUGGUGAAAAUUUAGAGAUAAUGUUCAAUUUCACGAAGUAUUGGAGAAAAAUAAGGAUAGUUUGGUGAAAAUUAGAACAGAAGUAAUAUCAGCAAAAAGAAGUAAGUUCCGAGUGGGAUUGAACCCCCGGCCCUUUGAGCCGCAUUCAAGAGCGCUACCAACUAUGCCAGUGAACUGCUCGGUUCUGUGAUUUUUUGGGAAUUUUUUGAUUAGGUUUAGAUCUUAUAGGUCAAUUUUCACAUUUUAGCUCAGUUGGUAGAGCUCUUGUUCAUGGAUCCGAGGGUCAAGGGUUCGAAUCCUCUAGACGUUUUUUUUCAUUUUUGCCAAUUUGGUACUGAGAAGGGGUGCUUGGUUUCUCUUUUUUUGUAGGAAGUUCCAAUGGCUCAAACAAAAGUCAAGUUAAGAACUAUCAUGAUACAUUUUCCACAGCUUAGCUCAGUCGGUAGAGCUCUUGUUCAUGGAUCAGAGGGUCAAGGGUUCGAAUCCUCUAGGCGUUUUUUUUCAGUUUUGCCAAAAAAAAUUGGAAAAUGGGAAUCUCGAGGAUCCUUCUUUUCUGUAAAAAGUUUCAUGACCUCAAACAAUAUUCAAGUUAAAACUAUCAAGAUAUAUUUCCCAAAACUUAGCUCAGUCGGUAGAUGUCUUACUAAUGGAUCAAAGGGUCAAAGGUUCGAAUCCUUCAGUCGUUUUUUUUGAAGAAAAUAUUUUUGAUGUCAAAAAGAAGUUAUGAAGCUUGAAAAAAAAAAAUACUAUCUACUGGCGUUUAGCUCAGUCGGUAGAUCUCUAGUCUAUCACCAGAAAGAUCAAAAGUUCGACCCCUCCCCUGGAAAUUUUGCCAUUUUUCCAGGCGACCCCACUGGAAAAUGGCCCAGAAAUACACUAUCAAACGCUGGAGCACGUCUGGGACCGUAUCGGUGGAGCCUCGUAGUUCAAAAAUCGUCAUUGAAAAAGACAAUUUGAAGGCUGCCGCUACCCGAAUUUCCGUCGAACCAUCCUUCCGCUCACAAUUAUUUCCUUCACAAAUUUCUUCAUGUCUACCUGGAUCGCUCUGAUUGGCUCAGCUAAAACGGUAGGACAAUUCAAAAAAUAAUAAAACUUAAAAAAUUAAGGUCCGAGAAUAGGAAAAAUUUUUCCGAGUUCGUAACUUUUUGAAUUUUUUUCCAAGGCCAUCCAAAGAACGGGAAGAAUCGAGGAGUUUGAUGUAAUCUCAUUAAAACAGAGAUGUAAGAUAGAGAGAAAAAAAAAACUGUGAACCUGAAAAAUUUCAUGUCCCACAUACUGAAUACCACGCUAAAAGCUCAGUUUAUGGACACAGCUGAAAAAAAAACUACCGUAACCCCCUUUAUUCCUAUAUAGUUCAGAAAUAGACUAAUAGACAAGAAAAAACUACCGUAACCAUUUUUUUUUUUGCAUUUUCGCGUCGAAAUGGUUCAGAAGCAGACUAAACGUCUGGAAAAAGCUACAGUAACCAUUUUUUUUUUUGCAUUUUCGCGUCGAAAUGGUUCAGAAGCAGAUCAAAUGACUGGAAAAACUACCGUAACCUCUUUUUUUUUUGCCUUUUCGUUUCGAUAUUCUCAAAAAAACUCCAAAAGACCGAAAAAACAGCUUCAAAAAACAAAAAAAAAUUAAUGACAUAUUGCAGUGAAAUGUCCUAUAAAAGCUCAAUAUUCCUGCAAAAUUAUGCAUUUUUUUUUUUACGAAUUUCAACUUGGAGAUCAUUUUCAGGUAAGGGAACAACCGCAAAAACACAUGUUGAGCUACGCGACGUGCCAGAACAACAUUUCAAACGACAGUGAAAAACAAAUGGUCCGUUUUUUCAGCUGGGAAAUGUCUGGAAGAAAUAGCCGCGGAGUUUGCGCUCCAUGGCUAAUUCUUGGAAACUUCUGUUUUUCGCAACUUGAAAUUACUGUUUUUCUCUGCGCCCUCUCAUGUUGACGUGCUCUUUUCAAGGUUCUCUGACCUAGCCGGUGAGGGAACAGAGAGACGCAGACACUAGGAAAGUGUCAAGUCGCGGUGAAUGAACUAUACUAUAUAACGAGCAGAAUUGUAUGGCCUGCACCCGACUAGAAACGACUUGAGAGCUUUUUCUAGCUUCUAAAUAGUAGUAUCUGAAAGUUGAGCCUUGAAAAGUUUUCUAAAAAUGUUGAAUUUUUUGCCGAAUUCGUCUUUUUCGAGUUUUCAAUACUAAUCUUGCCUUGAUUCUAGUCAUUUUCAAACGAUUUACAGUGGAAAAAAAUCUUCUGAGGAAUUUCUGAGGGGUCCCUAUAGGGGUUUGUUGUUUUAGGGGCCCCUACAGUUGUUUAAGGUAGGACCGCUGAGCCCCUAAAGCUUUAGGGGUCCCUAGAAGGUUCCCUCAAAGGGCCCCUAUGGAAGCCCCUAUAAGGACCCCUUAAAAGUUUCUCAGUUGGAUGAAUAAUAAUAUUUGGAAAAACGGUUAGCGAAAUUCAAAGGGGUAAAAUGAACCUCAAAGGAACGAACGCAACUAUUUUAUAAGCGUUUUAUGAUUGAACUAUGAUUUUUUUUUUCCAGUUUCUCGAAUCUACAUCGUUUAUGCACGAGGCGGUUCCACAUUGGGAACUUUCCCUGGCUCUAAUGUUCUGUUUUCUUUCGUCUUGUGCUUUGUGAGUGAUUGUCGAUCAGUUGCGCCCGACUUUUUCCGACUUGCACACGGGGCUAGGCUUCAGACUCUUCAAAAUUUUCCCACCUCUCUUUUUUCCGCCAAGUCACAGCUAGUCGACUAAUAAAUCGAUAAAUUAGAUCAAAAUUCAAUUCAGACAGAGCAAAAGAACUCUCCUGAUGACAAUUUUGCUCGGCAACGUUUUGGCCAUGUUAUCCAUUCGCCAUAUUGGGAAAGGCACGUAUGUGGCGCACCUUUUUGUUCAAAUGGCUACUGUGGUGGGUCUCGCAACGAUUUUGGGAGAUACGGUAGCAUUUCUCCAGACAGUCCAUCUCAUUCUGGUCACUCAUGCCGUUGAAAGCCUUCCGCAACGGCUGAGACCCGCUGGAUAUUGCUUCGUCAAGAUUGGUCGGUUUUGGUCGCAUUUGGAAUGGCUUGGAGUGGGCUUUUCUAAGGUUAAUAGCCAUGCAAGUUUCACUCUGAAGUGCAACUCUCAAAACAGUCCUUUCCGCGCAAGAUUGUCACGAUUUCAGAGCUACAGAACCCUUUCUAGAAGCUUCCCUUCGAUGCGCGCGACCAGGCUCUGUCCAUGCGCCUUUAAAUCCGGGAAGCUUCCCUUCGAUACGCGCGACCUGGUUCUGCUCAUGCGCCUUUAAAAUAGCCCAGAAAGUUCCUUUUUAUAGACAUUUUCUAGUAAAGACAGAUCUCAGCGCCCUUGAAAUUCGGUCUGCCCAUGUGUGGUUAUAGUUGAUCCAAGCCUAGCUUGAGACGGUAAGGGGGCGUGGCCUGUCUGCGCUCUCCACGAGCCAGGCACUGUUUCAUGCACUAUCGUGUCAGGACCCUUUUUUCCUGAUUCACGGCUAGCUUGGGACGAUAAGGGGGCGUGGCCUGUCUGAGCUCUCCACAAGCCAGGCAAUAUCUCGUGUAUUAUCGUGUCAGGACCUUUUUUCGAUGGCUCAAAUUAGACCUGAAUCAGCUAUAGAUUAAAGGCGCAUGCAGAGAGGAACGCCGUGCGUAUCGAAGGGAAGCUUGCCGGAAGUGGCCCUAUAUUGCGUACUUUGCAAAAUCAUUGUGAACGAAUAAAACGACAUUUUUGAAAUCGCUGAAAGAUCUCAAGAAGUUGAAUCCUCCUCAAUAGAAAUUGAAUUUUUCAGGGGAAUACAUCGCAAAAGUCUCGGCACACCUUCUUAUGUACUACGGGAUGCGCUCGGGAUGGGACAUGAGUUUUGGUUAUGAACUGACCGCCUGGUUCCUCGCCGUCAGUGUCCUGAUUUCUUUUUUUGUGAGUUUCAGAUUCAGGGGGGCGGGGGGGGUCAUUAAAUCACUUGGAAAAAGGCUUGGAAACUUGAAAAAUGAUCGGGUUUUUUUCGUCACGGCUGUUUGAAAAAAAUUGACAAUCAUUUAUUUAAAAACAAAUAUUAUUAUAUUAAUCAAGGGCCAAAAAGGCCUCUCUUAGAACGAUUCAUGAAGAAAAAGAAAAAUUGAACUUGAAGUGGAAGGGAAUUUUUAAAGAGUUAGAAGAAAAUGACCUUCGAAAUCUGGGAAUUCCGCUGAAAAAUGGAUUCUUUAAGGUCCUUAAGGUCUCGAAAAAAGAGAUUUUUUUCAUUUCAUGAAUCCAGCCGUACCAAUCCGUCAACUCUAUCAUUUUGACCAAGAAUGGUUCUGAAAAAUCGAAUUUUCCAGCUGCGUAAAAUCUUCCUCGGUUUACCUCCUAGCAAUGACAAAAACCGACGAACUCCAAGCCCACUUGACCGAUAUUUUUGCAGAAGGUAUAAUUAAUCAAUCAAUUAGCUACCUGGUUCCUCAAAUUUCAGCGGAAGUCGGCCAAGUGUCCGUGGAAGCCCUGGUGGACAACGUUGCAUUUGACGAGUUUUUCCCGAUUUUUUUGAGGUUAUUACAAUUUCAAAGGUUUGAACAAAACGAAAGUGUGCUCGACGUGUACUGGAACGCGGUUUGCUGCGUCCCGCUGAUCAAGGAAGUUUUCGCUGUCGGCAUUUUUGCGUGAGUUGAGAGGGGAUAUGACGACUAAAGCGGCGCCCUGACAUCGCUGGCAUCGGUGGUUCAGUGGUAGAAUGCUCGCCUGCCACGCGGGCGGCCCGGGUUCGAUUCCCGGCCGAUGCAAUUCUUUUUUGCCUUUUUUUGUAGCGCUGAUUUCUCGCAAAGAGAGUCGGUUCGAAGUCAAUUUGUACAUCUUUUUGACUUUAAGCUCAAAAAAUUAAUGAAAUCAAGCAUUUUUUCAAAGUUUUACGGGCUAGGCUUUGUAUUGGCAAGCCAAGGGGGUUUUCAAAGCUUUUUUGUUUUUUAUCUGUUCAAAGGCAUUUUAAUGGUUAUACGAAGAGAAAAGAUGGGGAAUUUACGGUAUCAAAAGCCCGAAAUUCCAGUUUUCAAGUGAAAUCUAGCUUUUAAAAUUUUUUUUUCUCAGAAAUUUAUUAGUCUUUAAUUUAUCCUAAUGAGGUUUUUUCUUUUGGAAGUUUUCAAUAAUUGGAAUAUUUUAAUGAUUUUCCAGAGGCUGUACGCAGCUGAUGAACGAGUACGCCGACAAUGCCAUACAAGUUCAAUUAUCACUGAAUCCGUUCGACAUGGGCCUUUCGAGUUCAUUUUGUGGCUGGUUCGCCUGCGUCUUGGUCCUGGCUUGUGGAUGGUCAGUUUUUUUGAGGAUGAAUGGACUUUUUUUGAUCUAUUUUCAUUACACGAAAUUCAAAAAGUUGAGACGAAAAAAAUUGGAUUUAAAACGUCGCAUUUUUGCAGCUCCCAAAAGAUUGAGCAGACUAAAAAAUCAAGCUUUUUUCAUCUUUAUUCUCAUUAUCAAAAGUCUUCAAAAUUAUUUUCUUUUUCUGCGCCCAAGUUUCAGCGAAUAUAUUCAUUAUCUUUUUUUUUGUCAGAAAAUGAGCAAAAUAAGGAAUUUUGGAUGAUUAGCAGCCCCCAAAUGGGUGUUACGAAGUAAUAUCAACUAAUUUUCCGAUUUUUCCACAUUUCAGCGGAACUUUCCGGACCGCCCUUUUCAGACUCUUCCCUCACAUUUUUUGAGUUUUUCCAUGAUAAUCCUGCAGCAGGAUUCGUAUAAGCUGUAAAAAAAAAAGUCGGAAAAACAUCAUUGGAACCUUUUUGACUGGAAAUUCUCUACAGCUAUGAAAAGUCGGAAAGAUCGCCAUCAAAAAAAUUCACUGAUUUUUGAUUUAUCCCACCUCGAAAUGAUCUCGAGAGACUAUUUCCUCGCAGGUACUGUCCUCAUCGACGUCUCCUACCUGUCCUCGUCGCAACGCCUCUGAUGACUUUCUUCGUAGGAACGACAAUGCUGAUCACGCAUUUUAAGAACGAAGACGAGCUUUUGCUCUGCUCUGACACCAUCGUGAAAACGGGUCAAUUUUAUUUUUUUGGUUCAAGUUUUAGUCUGUAGAGGCUUUCAAUGCAGGUGGGCGAUCCAGUGAUUCACUCGUGUUUUUUUUGGCGGGACGAAAACGGGCGAAACUUUUUUUUAUUCCGCGGAUGCCACGAAAUUCAACGAAAUUUUUUGCCCCACCGAUCCCCUGAUUGGCUUCACCUGCAUGAAGUUCUCCCCCUUUUAGCCCGUUUUCGUGCCCUGCGACGUUGAAAAAAGUCACUAGCGAGACAUUGGUGCACCCGCCUUGCAAAAUCGAGCCUUUUUUGUCCAGCGGAUCACCCGCCGUAGCAGGAGUGUUCGGGUGAAGCCGCUCAAGAAGUAAAAAGGAUGAUGAGAGCAGCGAAAAUUUCGUUUCGGGUGAAAAACGGGCGGAACAUUGUGCAAAAAACCCCCCGAACGCCCGCAGAGUGAAGAAAAUGACGUCACAGCUCUGAAUUUUCCUGAGAAAGCUGAAUUUUGUUCAGCAGCUCUGAAAUUUCCUAAGGAAGCUGAAUUUUGUUUAGCGAGUAGGGAAAAAUUUGUUUCGGUUGAGAAACGGGCGGAACAUUGUGCAAAAAACCGCCCGAACGCCCGCAGAGUAAAGAAAAUGACGUCACAGCUCUGAAUUUUUCCGAGAAAGUCAAAUUUUGUUCAGCGAGUAGCGAAAAUUUCUUUUCGGGUGAAAAACGGGCGAAAACUUGUUGAAAAAGUCGCCCGAACGCCCGCAGCAUAUCGAGUAGGAAAAAUGACGUCACAGCUCUGAAACUUCCUGAGAAAGCUGAAUUUUGUUCAGCAGCUCUGAAUUUUCCUAAGAAAGCUGAAUUUUGUUCAGCAAGUUGGGAAAAUUUCGUUUCGGGUGAGAAACGGGCGGAACAUUGUGCAAAAAACCGCCCGAACGCCCGCAGAGUAAAGAAAAUGACGUCACAGCUCUGAAUUUUUCCGAGAAAGCUAAAUUUUGUACCCAUAACUCGGAAAUUCUUAAUAAUUAAAAUUCUUGCGAUACAUCAUUCGGAUCGUAUUUCAUGCUGCUUCCAAGUUGUUAGUUGAUCAUUUCAGGCCUUCUAAAAAGCAUGCUGCUGUUCUCGGUUUUCUGCCUGGUCGUCCUUGCCGAAGCGAGCCGAGUGAUUGUUCUAACCUAUCUUGUUGGUUUCUACUAACCUUUCUUCUGAUCCAUAUUUGUGAAAAUAAUCAUGUUUUCCAGUGCGAAUACGCGCCGGCUCUAGUUCGGCUCCCAGUGGCCGGAUUUGUCGUAAUUAUUUCAUCUGUGGUGAAUGGCCGUGCUAGAUACGUGGGUUUUAUCGAUUAUUCCAGAUGAUUGAAAAAAACUCCUCCUAGAAACUUGAAAAAUGACAGAAUAAAAAAUUUAGGUAUGAAUCGAAAAUUGUGUAACCUGUUAAUCUGUAUAGUCCAUUCCGUGCCAUUUUGUCCCACUUUUCUUUCUCCGAGCUCUACAUCGAUAUGCGCCUUUAAUAUCACGGAAUUGAUUAAUCUAAAUUAAAGGCGCAUGCACGGAAAAAGGCCGCACGUAUAACCUGUUAACGGCUGACUUGAUUCAUCGAAAAAGUGGUCCUGACACGAUAAAAAAAAGAGAUAGUGUCUGGUAGAGAUAGAGCGCAGACAACUUUUACAUCCGAGCGUCUUAAGUUAGCCGAACCAAAGAAAAUAGUUCAGUAGCUCUAAGGAAAAAAAAUAUGAAGAAAAGGUGGCGCGGGAUGGGCUAUUCACGGCGCGACACCAAGAAAAGUAAUAUCGUGACACGAUGACGCGGAAUGGGCUAUAUCGCUAGAAAGAUGGUAAUGAGAGGAAUCGAUUGAUACGAUCAGUUUUUCUCUGUAGCUUUAAAACUAACAAAGUUAGAAGCUCGAAAAUGCGAUUUUUGAACAUCUUUUCAUCUAAAUUUCAAGCUUUUCCUUUGAAAAUGAUAUAAAAAGUGCGGAAUAAUGGUUGCACUAACGAUUAAGUUACACUAGUGAAAAAUUAAAAAAAGAAUUUUUUUUAUUGGAUUUUUUUCAUUUGAUUGCUCCUAUAGGGACCACUAACUGAAAACCCCUAAAGGGACCGCUUUUGCAAGCUUUAGGGUCCCCUGUUAAGGCUGCUGAAGCGCUCCCUAGAGGGGACCCUCCAAGGGCCCCUAGGGUCGCCCCUAUAGAGACCACCAACAUGACCCCUAUAGGGGAACCUAACUGAAAACCUCCUGUAGGGACCGCUUUUGCAAGCUCUAGGGGUCACUAAAGUGCUCACUAGAGGGGACCUUCCAGGGGCCUUUAAAGUUGACCUUUUAGGGACCACUCUGGAGCUCCUAAGUUCCCCAAAACUUUUUUUUCACUUUUUAGGAAUAUAACGUCCGAAACCUCGACCUCGUCCGGUGCCUCAUCGCCUGCGCCAUCAUGUCGAUCUUGGUUUUCGUUUUCAACCCGACCAAAUCCUCGAUGCACACGUUUUUCGCGGAUUUAAAGGUGAAUUUUUUGGAAAGCCCGCAUUCGGAAUGGUUUGACGCGUUGCGGUUGGGAGGCGUUUCAAAAAAAAACAUCAAAAUUUUCAAGAAAUAAUCCAGAAACAUGUAAAAUGAACUGUUCUACUCUUGUACAUACGAUUAUAUUGAUUAUUUCGAUGUCUCACACUCUGAAUCCCUUUGAGGGGCCCCUAAAUUUUGUACCCCUUCAGGGGGCCCUAUUUUGCCCUCUAUAGGGGUCCCUAAAACAACACACCCCUAUAGGGAUCACCUUAAUUUCAUCCUCAUUAGGAACACUUUUUUGGCCCCUAAGGGCUCUUUACCCCCCUUACCCCUAUAGGUGACACUCUAAAAUUCCCAAGUGCGGCUCAAAGUCAAGCGUCGAAGUUUUAUAGGAGGCCCAAUUUUGACCCCUUUAGAGGCCCCUAAAACAACAAACCCCUAUAGGGGCCCCUCAGAAAUUCCUCAGUUAUUCGAACUUUGAGGAAAUUCUGAUUUAUUCAUCGACUUUUUGCAGGAACACUCCUGGACGGCGGUCCGUCAAAGCUUGAGGAAAAAACGAAUGCCGCCAGCCCCCCAGUUUCCAAACGAAAAAACACCGAGCAAUGAGAAGGAGAACGUCAAAAAAUGA
This is a messenger RNA of Caenorhabditis auriculariae, 9109 nucleotides long. NCBI's taxonomy places the organism in Eukaryota, Metazoa, Nematoda, Chromadorea, Rhabditida, Rhabditidae. The record is from the annotation of a GenBank genome assembly.